Molecule: messenger RNA, 6848 nt
Organism: Drosophila kikkawai
Lineage: Eukaryota; Metazoa; Arthropoda; Insecta; Diptera; Drosophilidae
Gene: chinmo
Product: Chronologically inappropriate morphogenesis
Biological process (GO): regulation of transcription by RNA polymerase II
Cellular component (GO): nucleus
Molecular function (GO): protein binding
Source: RefSeq, a predicted model, not a curated record
ACUGGUACCAAUAGAUUAUUAGGGUAUUAUAGCUAAGCUGUAAGCAAACCUUUAUGUACGCAAAUUUCAGUUAAAGGUAAAUUAAUAUCGACUAAUACCCAAUAUUAAACUAAUACCCUACCCUUACCUACAUACUUGUCUUAAAUUAAUAUAUGUUUUUAAUUUUGCUCCACUGUCCUCAGAGAGCGGCUGCUUGCUGCGUUUUUACUCUCACUCUUCUCUCUGCUCGCCGACUGUUGCUGCUUUGUGUUUGUGCUUGCGACUUUGCGACUGUGGGGGUGACUUUGGUCUCUUCGCUGCGUCGCUGCCUCGGUCGCUGCUGCAGUCGGCGUCGCCGCUCGCAACCGUGGCCGGCUGAUAGGCCAUAAACGAAAUUUUCGAAUCUAUUCGGCCCUAGGUUUCGGUGGUUUUCGGUGCUCGCAGCUCGCAGCCAGCAGACGGUGUGCAUAUCGUCUCUCAUCUCUCGUGCACUCAAAUUUUGAAAACUAAAUUGCUAAAUUGCAAAUUUUCGAGAAUAAAAAAAAAUAUCUAACGAAAAUCGAACAGCCGCUUUGUCGAAAAAAAAAAACACAAACUGUAUUCCUAAUUUAUUUCAUAUUAAAAGUGCAGUCAAUGCAACGGCAAAGGAAAAGUGCAAAAGAUUUGCGGAAUUUGGAGACUUUUUAAUUAUUAUUUAAGUUUUGUUUGUGUUCAAUGGGCAAACGCAAAAAAUAACUGUCCCAGUGUCCUCGAGCUUUGCGUGUGCGUGUGUGUACGUCGAUCGUGAGUGUUUCAAAACUGUUUUUCGACAAGUGAUUGAAGCCAAAUGUCACUGUGAAAAUGCCUCAACAAACUAAUCAAAACACCGAUUUUAAUAAUUCCAACAACAUAACGAUAAACAUUCAACGACAACAAUACCGGCGAAUGCUAAGAAAUGCUAAUCAAGUUAAAUAUUUUGAACAUUUAACUGUCUAAGCAAAAAUUCUUAAAUUACAAAUAAUUUCGCGAAAUUAUACAAAACUCAAUGUAAAAUGAAUUGAAAACAAACACUUUUUCGAAAAACAACGCAAAAUUAUAAAAUUGGCAAACAUCAUUUUUGGUCUUAAAUCAAAAUAAACACAACAAAAAUUUAAUAAAUUAACAAAAAACGAUUUUUGGCAAAAGCUGCGUGCAACAAAUAAAAAAGUAAUUUAUGACAAGUUAAGAUUAUCUCAAACGUCCACACGUGAACAUAUUUUGCAACUAAGAUGAACAUCUAACAAAAAUUAAAUGUAACUUUUUUAAAUUAACAACAACAAAACCGUCGUCUAAUAAAGUAAACAAACAAAAGUUAAACAACAAAUCAGUUGAAAAGCCAAGGGAAAUCUUUUUAGAACAAACGCAAAAAACCGCAAAAAUUUAACCGCCAACAAAAAUUGGUCAACUCUUCAAAAUUAUUGGUUCGGACAUACGCAAUACUAUACACAGCAACACAACAACAACAACAACAACAACAGCAACAAAAGCAGCCAUAGCAACUGAGCAACAAAAACAACAACAGCUACUACAGUAAUCACUACAGUAAACGCCAUCGCAACAGAAGCAGAAGCAGCGCAGCAGCAGAGAACGUGUGUGUUAGUUUGCAUAAAAAUUUCGUUUCGAUAACAAAAAAAGCAAAGCAAAAAUAUUAAACAAAACAAAAAAAUACGAAUCGUAAUACAUGUAUUUAUAAAACAUAAUAUACAUAUACCUAUACAUAUAUCUAUGCUUACAAAUUAUAUCGAAGAAUAUUUGGUAAACAAUUUUUGAUAAACAAAAGAGUAUACUUAAUUAAUUAGCAUCCAAAACUAAACAAGAAAAAUAUAAAAAUAAAGAACAUAAACGUUUGGCCCAAGUGCAUGCAACAAAAAAAAGUGCAGUGACUAAAAAACAGAAUAAAAUUCAAAAUUAAUAACUGUGAAAAGUUUUACAACUGAGACAGGAUUCUGGAUUUGGAUUAGAGCGAAAAUUUGCAAUUGGAUAUUAAGGUAAGCAGCUUUACCUUUAUUCAAACUAAUUAGGCCGUCGUCUAGUUUAACGUAAAGAAAUUGUUCCUUUUGGUCUAACUUACAAUUUCCACCCUCGAGUAACUAACUACAAGCCUUCAAAGCUCUCUCAAGCGUUUACUUUCUGGGUUCAAAUAUACCAAGUCAUCCAUUUGUCGUGUUCGGAUUCGAUUUCGUCGUCGCUCAUAAUUCGUAGCUGAAUUUCUUAUGCAAACGCCAAACAAAAACCUAUCAUCAUCAGCAACGAAUAAACAAGUAACGGAAGUCAUUGAUAUUGGUAAACCGGAAGUUGUCGUAGUGAAACCAACAACGAGUACGACACACAACAAAUUAACUAAACAAUUGCAAAAUUCCCUUUGGCUAAGGAUUUGCAGCAGCCGAAUAGCAUUUAUGCUCUGCUGGCAGCUACAAAAUUCCACGAAAUUCCAUUUUGGCAACACGAAAACAAACAAAUCAAAUUGCAACAUCACCAAUAACAACAAAACUCUCCAACAAAGACCAAAAAUCAUUGGCAAAAAUCAUAAAGAACAAUUACCAAAUCGCAGUCAACAUUAUCGUCGCUCUGGCGCCUUUCAAGCAACUUCUUGGUUCCUGAAAGUGAAGAGCUACAAGGAUAUAGAUAGAGAUACGGAUACGGAUACAGAAACGGCUACGGAUCGGGGGACAAGAGGUACAACUAUAGGCGGAGCAACGGCGGACAACGCACAACUGCUGGCAAAAUGGAUCCACAGCAGCAGUUCUGCCUCAAGUGGAACAGUUAUUCGUCUAACUUGGCAAUAACAUUCUCCAAUCUGUUCAAAUCGGAUCUGUUGGCCGAUGUCACACUAUCCUGCGAUGGCGCAGUUUUUAAAGCCCACAAACUUAUAUUGGCGGCCUGCUCAAAGAAGUUCGCCGAUCUGUUUGAAAACACGCCCACAAACGGCCAGUGUGUCAUCAUACUGGAGGCCACCACGCCGGAUAAUAUGGCUGCACUCUUGGAGUUUAUGUACAAGGGUGAGGUCCAUGUGUCCCAAGAGGCGCUCAACAGUUUCCUCAAGUCUGCCGAGAGUUUACAGGUCAAAGGCCUGUCCACAGAGACGGGACGCCUGGCGGCCCAGCAGGCGCAACAGCAGCAACACAUGGGCGACAGCUCACCGCUGGACUCGCCAACGGGACGAAGGAGCAUGCGAAAUAGCCUGAGCGGAGGCAAUGGCAGCAACAUCCUGCCUGGUGGUGCCGCUGGUGUAGGCAUUGGACUGGGUGGUGUGACGGGAGCCAACUCCAUACCCGGAGGUCUAGGCAAUGGCAAUGGCCUGAGCCUGGCCGGAGCUCUGAGCGGCAUGGCUGCGGCUGGAGGCAUGGCAGCGGCUGCCAGUGUGGCAGCCAGCGGUCUGAGUGCUUUGGCGGCCAGUGCGAAUGCUCUGGACAGAUGCGGCAGUGCUGGUGGUAAUAUAAUUGGAGGAACAGCGGCGGGAAUUGGUCCACUGAGUGGAGGAACAGGAACUGGCGGCGGCAAUGGUGGCAUGGGUGUCGGCGGCAAUGGCGUCGGCGGCAACAAUGGACCCAUUAGCCUGGGCAGCGGUGCUGGCGCCGCUCAUCACCUGGGCGGAUCUACCGGCAGCUUGAAGCAAGAAUGCGAUUCGCUUAUGCAUCCGGGUGGCAGUAGCUCCUCCUCGGGAGGCAUGGGCUAUACCCAUGUGCCGCCCAUCUACCGACCCAUCUCCUACGAGCCGCUGCGUAAGCGAGCCCUGCGUAGUCCUUAUGCGGAGCAAGAGCAGCGUGGAUCCGUGCUAAGAGAUGGUUCCAAGAACUCAUCUUCAGAGUGUCCCAGCCCGAUUAAUAAGCCACCCUACCACCGUCCCUCGUCCAGCGCCUCCUCAACGGCGCCCACUGAGGCGGAUACCAUGCAUUCGGAAAGAGCUUCGCCACAGUCCAGUCGCUAUGAGAACCACAGUCCCAGCACCACAGCCGGCAAUGGCAAUGUAACCAGUGGCCUGGAUCGCAUUGUAAAAUCUGAGCGCAACAAUGGCAGUGCCAAUGAGGCUAAUGAUGACGACCGCGAGCUUAUGGAUGAGUCAGCAGAUAACGGAGCCGAGGAUCUGCGCGUAAAGCUGGAGAACUCAAACUAUUCACCGCCGCCACCGCCAAACUCAAACACCUCAUCGACAACCACACCGAAUGCCCUGCUGGAGAACCUCAAGAAUGCCGAUGGAUCCCUGUCCGGUAACCUGGCCGCCUCUAUAGCUCCAGCGGACAUGCUUAACGUUUGGAAUGCCACCAAGAUGAACAACAAGAACAGCGUCAAUACGGCCGAUGGCAAGAAACUCAAGUGUUUAUAUUGCGAUCGCCUCUAUGGCUAUGAGACGAAUCUGCGAGCACACAUCCGCCAGAGACAUCAGGGCAUCCGUGUGCCCUGUCCCUUCUGCGAGCGAACCUUUACGCGUAACAACACUGUGCGCCGGCAUAUUGCACGAGAACACAAGCAGGAAAUUGGUUUGGCGGCGGGAGCAACCAUUGCACCCGCCCAUGUGGCAGCAGCGGCAGCGGCGGCAGCAGCCGCCAAUCAUUCACCAUAGGAAGCGGCCGCAACAGCAGCGGCAGCAGUAGUCAUGAACGCCCACAAGGAGGCGGCAAAGCAGCGCAAACGUAAAUCACUCAAGAUGGCACUGGAGAAGUGCAUGCAGCGACGGGAUGCCAUGGCGGCGGAGUCCACCACGGGGGGAGACGAGGGAGAGGGGGCAGUAUCGGAGGGUGUAGGAUCAGGAGGAGGAAAUGGCGGUGAUGCGGGAGCAGGCUCAGCGGGCACUGAGCCACCGUUCACGUACGAACAGCAGCAGCAGCGAAUGCACCAGGAGCUGGCUCUGCAAAUCAAGGCGGCCAUGGCUGCCGAGCAGGCACAGGCGGCAGCGGAGGCGCAGGCAUCUGUGGAGGCCAUGGAUUCAACCAUGAAUACCACGGCCAAUACAACCACCACAGGCACCACCACCACCAACACCACCACAAAUACCAACACCACCAGCGAUGGCUGCAGCGAUGCAGAGGCCAGCGAUGGCAGCGAACGUCCCAUGGAAGUGGACGAGCAGCCGCCAGAGCCGCAGCCAGGUUCAGAGCUCCUGGUGGUAGAGCCAAAGAUCGAAGUGCUGUCGGAUUCAGAGGACGAUGAGGAUCAACUGCAUCUGCAUAUGGCCGAGGAGGAUGAGGAUGAACCCAGUGUCCAGGCCGAAGCCAUAUACGAUCACAUGCCCACCACGCCCACCAGCCCCAACAUGAUACCACCGCCCAACGAGACGCCCAUAUUGACCUCCACGCCCAAGGUCAAUGUGGAGCAGUAGGAGAGAAGAGGAUGCCCCCCAAAGAAGCUGCUUAGAUUUAGGUUAACAAACGACGAUGAAUGGAGUUAGAUGAGUGAUUUUACGAAAAGAUUUACGCGCGCAAAAGAAAAGAACAAUGACUACUGUUGCAACUGCUGUUGCCCUCGGAGACCAGACCCAGAAAAUGGGGCAAACUAAAAAUUGAUUAUAACUGCAAAACAAAACAAAAACAAUUACUAAUAUGCUAAGAUUUAUGACACAGACAGACCGACCGAAGCAUGCACACACGAAACCGGAAACGGAAACGAUAAGAAACGAAAGGAAACCGAAGAAGGCAGUUUUUGAUGUCCAACUUUUUGCAGAUUUUUAUGUGAUUACAACAUUUGUGUUGAAAGCCAGCAGCCACCAAUUAGCAACACAUCCAAUUUAUAAACAAUUUAUUAAACAACAGUAAACAAAAACAGAGCUCAAAACUGAGAAAUAGAAAUAAAUGCAAUCCGGCUGAAAAAUCGUUUUCAGGGUGCUAAUCAAACAAAAUACUAAAAACCAACAACACUCGCAAUGCAAUUUAAUUAAAAACAAGCAGAAGAAACAACAAAUUAAAACUUAAAACUACAAAAAAUAGUAAAAAUGCAAAAAGUUUGAACGUUUUUGAUUGGUACAGAGCCUCAAAAAAAAAAACAAAAGGAUAUUAAAGUGUAGAAUAUUUGUUUAUUCGUGUGUGUUGAGGAGGAUCGCGAGAUUGAUCGAUCGAUAUGAUUAAAUUAUUGUCGCAUAAUGUAUAUUUUUGAUUUCCUAUAGAAACACAAGUCUCACAAACUGCAAGAAACGAUAUAUAAAUGAAUUUAACACAAGCGUUAAAAGUAAUGAGUAAAAACUGUACACAAAAUAGCUGCAACAAAACAAACUACAAAGCAACAAUAGCAACAACAAAAACCGCAACCACAAGUACCUGCAAACAAUUAAAAUAGUAUAAAAUAAUUUAAAAAAAACAAAAGAAACAAAAUACAUAAAUAGCAAACGAGAAACUCUGACUAAAAAGGAACCAAUAAGAAGAAAAAGAGAGAGAGAGAGGGGAGAGUGGCUCCUUCCUACACUCACUACCAAAGCUCAACUGCCACUGCCCCUUUUGCCGCGUUUUUUUGUAAAUAAUUUUAUUAAAUUAAAUAAUACGAAAAGGUAAAAAUAUAGGGAAACAGAAGUAGGGCUUUAGUGAUCGUGGAGGAGCUGCUGCUCCUAGGAACUGAGAGUUAAUUUGCUUUAAAGUUUAAACAUAUUUUUUUGUGUUUUGUGAUUUUUCGUACAUAUUUCGUUUUAUGAUUUUCGAUUCCAUCAAGUUUAGGCCUCAAAAUUUCAAAACAAAACUGCUUUUGGCUACAACAAAAAAUUCAUUAAAAAAAACCGAAAUGCAAAUUCAAUUCCGAAUUCAGAAGAAAAGUUUCUAAGUAAAUAUGAGAAAACAAUUGGUAAAUUGGGUGCCUAUAAGAAAUAUAUAAUUAAAUGACUACUAGUAAAAUUUUAUAAACAAAGAAAAAAAGUAUAUUUAACGAUGUGA